AUGCCACUCGAACCGGAGAAUGAUCAUCAGAUGGAUCGAUGGAGGGCCAAACGCAGGAAGCUCGAGUCUGACGACAGUAGAGAAGGGUUGCAGAGCUUUCGUUAUGGACAGUACGGCCAGGUUGUUCCCGGAACUCUCAAGAUGGAGUUAGCCAGUUGUGAUGGCGGUACAUACGAACCAGAGGGGGAAAGCUCAUGGCCUGAGAAUAUCCUCCGAAAUGAUUCAUCGGUGUACUGUACGAAAUCAGACCGGUGCAAUCUGAUCCUAAAGCAUCACGGAGAAACCCCGUUCUGUCUGAAGAAGCUUAUCAUCAAAGCACCGAAAUCUGGCUACGACGCUCCUAUACAAGCAGGAAUGGUCUUCGUCUCCAUGGCAUCCGACGAAUUGCUAGCUAGUACGGCUAAUCACCAUGUACAAUACGCCAGUUCUCGGCGCCACCGCCACCAUCAACGCAGCGGAAUACAACCGUCUCAAGAAUUUACGAGUUCCUAUCGAACACCAUUACAAACGCUUGAGCGGGCUCUGGCAGGUCCCAACUCGGAUUCUGAUACCGACGCUAGCGACCUUCCAGGGGCCUCUGCCUCCAAUAUUGCAGACCCCACAGAGGAAUUUCGAGUCAUUACCGAGUAUGACGAAAGCUCUGAUGGUGGCGAUCAUAACAGAAUUGGAGACGAGUUCUCAGCACCACCUCAUCUCGCGGAAAUAGAAAGGCUGGAGAGAAUGGCCACACUACACCAAAUAGAGGACGAUUUUCUAUGCUCAGACAGCGAUUAUAGCGCCAGUGACGACGACGACGACGACGACGAUGAUGAUGAUGAUGAUGAUGACGAUGACGAUGAUGACGAUGACGAUGACACCUCUGAGACUAACUCGUACAAUUCCCGUCGUCGAGACUUGCAAAGACAGGUGCGGGCCAUGCGCCGGCAAUACGCUAUGGAGCAAGGUGAGCUGCCCAGACGACGGCAGGUUCCCAACACAGUCCAACCAAACCCACCAACCGUACCCUCCGCGCCGCGCACAGCAUCAAACACUCGUUCUUCAAGGCUUGGCCUAAUGAAACCCCUCGCUCAAUUUUUCAUCAAACGGCCUAUGAGUAGCGUCAGCCUCAAGUUCGAUCCUCCUCCCUCUGGCCGUUAUAUCCUGAUCAAAUUAUGGAGUCCAUAUAAUGCAGGAAACAUAGAUAUCCAGAGUAUCACUGCCCACGGCUUCGCUGGUCCGCGAUUCUUUCCUGCUGCCUCAAUCCGAUGA
Messenger RNA from Aspergillus ochraceoroseus IBT 24754, 1248 nucleotides. RefSeq lists its product as uncharacterized. The transcript has 3 exons. The record is from RefSeq and is a predicted model, not a curated record. The coding region runs from base 1 to 1248 and encodes 415 amino acids. Lineage: Eukaryota; Fungi; Ascomycota; Eurotiomycetes; Eurotiales; Aspergillaceae.